Paramecium sonneborni is the source of this 330-nucleotide messenger RNA. The record is from the annotation of a GenBank genome assembly. Lineage: Eukaryota; Ciliophora; Oligohymenophorea; Peniculida; Parameciidae.
AUGUAUUUUUGUGAAAUAACCAAAAUUCUGUUUAAAGAAUUGAUAAUUAUCUUCCUUUCUUAUUAUAAUGAAAUAUUAUAAGGAAAGGUAUUCUUUUUUAUCAUUAAUUUAUAUAUAUUAGUAAUUAAGUUAAAAAUUUAUAGACCUUCUUAAUCAUUAAUAUUAAAUAAAUUAGAUGCAUAUUCAGCAAAAUAUGAUGAAUAUCUAUUGCAGUAGGAAUUGGAAUUUAUAUUGAGUAAUAAAGUUAAGCAAUCGAAAUUUAAAUACCUUAUUUUAUUAUUCUCUUCGCUCUUAAUUUACAAUAUUUAUCCUUAAUUUUUAAAGAAUUGA